This is a messenger RNA of Cervus elaphus (red deer), 1537 nucleotides long. RefSeq names its product male-specific lethal 3 homolog. The transcript has a single exon. NCBI's taxonomy places the organism in Eukaryota, Metazoa, Chordata, Mammalia, Artiodactyla, Cervidae. The record is from RefSeq and is a predicted model, not a curated record. Gene Ontology annotation, biological process: chromatin organization; regulation of DNA-templated transcription. Gene Ontology annotation, cellular component: MSL complex; nucleus; NuA4 histone acetyltransferase complex. Bases 473 to 1537 code for a protein of 354 amino acids.
GCAAGUGAGCGCGAGCGACGGCUUUCUGUCUUCCACUCAGGGGAGAAAGCGCUGUGCUUCGAGCCUGACCCCACCGAGGCGCGAGUGCUCUGCGAGGCCAAGACUGUCGAUGUUUUUGUUGGGAAAGACGAAAAGGGCAGAAAGAUCCCAGAAUAUCUGAUCCCCUUUAAUGGCUGGAACAGAAGUUGGGAUAGAUGAGCAGCUGAAGAUCAUGUCCUUCGUGACGCCGAUGAAAAUCGGAGAUCACAGCGGAAAUUGGCCCAAAAGGCUGUAGCUCGCCUGAGAAGCACAGAAAGCAAGAGGAAGCUCGCCAGGUUGCCUGGGGUGGACUCUGUCUCAAAAAGCCUCCCUGCUGACGAGAAAGAUGAAAACUCAAUAAGCAGUUCCUCUGACAGUGAAGAAAAGGACGGAGAAAUAAGUGAAGGAAAAGGUAUUGAAGAAAAGUCUGAAGUGAAGGACUCAAAAAAAGGAAAUGGAAGAAAGAACAGUAACUAUAGAAAUCCCUGAAGUUCUGAAGAAGAAGCUUGAGGAUGAUUGUUACUAUAUCAACAGGAGGAAACGGUUAGUCAACGUUCCAUGUGAGACCAACAUCAUAACUAUUUUGGAAUCGUACGUGAAGCAUUUUGUUAUCAAUGCAGCCUUUUCAGCCAAUGAGAGGCCUCAUCACCAUCAUGCUAUGCCACACGCCAACAUGAAUGUGCACGAUAUCCCAGCAGAAAAGAACGUUGACCUCUGUAAGGAGAUGGUGGAUGGAUUAAGACUAACCUUUGAUUACACUCUCCCAUUGGUUUUGCUCUAUCCAUAUGAACAAGUUCAGUAUAAAAAGGUGACUUCGUCCCAAUUUUUUCUUCCGAUUACGGAAAGUCCCACAAACACUAAUAGGAACCAGGAGGAGCUCUCUCCAAGCCCACCUUUAUUGAAUCCAUCCACACCACAGUCCACAGAGAGUCAGUCAACCUCAGACGAACCGACCACCCCCAAAAGGCGCAAAGCCGAGCCGGAAGCCUUACAGUCUCUGAGGCGGUCCACGCGCCACUCUGCCAAUUGCGACAGGCUGUCUGAGAGCAGCGCCUCGCCUCAGCCCCAGCGCCGGCAGCAGGACAUGUCCGCCAGCAUGCCCAAGCUGUUCUUGUACCUGGAAAAGAAGACAUCUGUUCAUAGCAGAUCAUCCUCGCCUGUUCUUCUGACGCCUAGCAAGGAAGGGAGUGCGGUGUUUGCUGGCUUCGAAGGCAGAAGAACCAAAGAAAUAGAUGAGGUCCUCUCCUGGAAACUUGUACCUGAGAGUUAUCCUCCAGGUGACCAACCACCUCCACCCUCUUACAUUUAUGGGGCGCAACAUUUGCUGCGUUUGUUUGUGAAACUUCCUGAAAUCCUUGGAAAGAUGUCCUUUUCUGAGAAGAACCUGAAGGCUUUACUGAAGCACUUUGAUCUCUUUCUGAGGUUUUUAGCCGAGUACCAUGAUGACUUCUUCCCAGAGUCUGCCUAUGUUGCUGCCUGUGAAGCGCACUACAGCACGAAGAACCCCAGGGCGAUUUGA